AUGAGUGAUUGGAAUUUAAAUGAAUUAGAGUCAUCAAAUAUGACUGAAUAUACUACUGAACUAAGAACUUUAUUAAAUACAAUACACACUGUAAAUGAAUUUGUCGAUGUUAGAGGCUUUAGAGAAAGAAUGGAACUAGAAACGCAUUUGAACUAUUAUAUUGGCAGAAUUUUAAAUUACUUUCUGUUAGAUGAAGGCAAAAAUAUAAAUUAUUUAUAUAAUACCGAAACUGAACAUGACCAAGGUCCUUUUAAGGAAAGUAUAGAGAAAAUUAGAAAUGAGGUAGAAAAUGUUUCAUCUUAUAUAGUUUCUCCAAAGACUGAUAAUAAUGACACAUCAAGUAAAUGUCAUGCAGGAAGAAGUUGUGGUAGAAAAUUUAGAAAUGGUGAACCAAUUUACAGAUGCCAAGAAUGUGGAUUUGAUGAUACUUGCGUGUUAUGUAUAAACUGUUUUGAACCAAAAGAUCAUGUUAACCAUCAUGUUUAUACUGGCAUUUCUAAUGAUAACUUCAAUACAGGUAUCUGUGACUGUGGUGAUAAUGAAGCUUGGAACGUAACUUUAUCAUGUAAAGCUGAUAAUGAUUUAUUAGAAAAUGAGAAAAAGGAUGAUUCACUUAACAUUUUCGAAACUGAACAUAAUAGAAAAAUAUUCGAGGCUGUAUUAUUUGAAGCAAUUGAUUAUGUCAUUGAUGUAUUUAACCAUCAAGUAGAGGUUUUAUACCCAACGCAUUCAGAAUUUACGUCUUUUAUUAGGAAAACAUACCACGAUAUAACUGAUGAAUCAUUAAGAAUAAGCACAAUACGAAGAUUCAUUGAUGAUUUUUCGUAUAGAAAUAAAUCUUUCGAUAUAGAAGAGAAUAAAGGCUACACGUUGAUUGUUUAUAAUGAUGAAUUCCAUAACUACUCACAAGCUACAACUGCACUAAGACAAGGCAAACCUGAUAAUCCUCAUAUUGAUAUUUUAACUACGAGGAUAGAUACUGAGGGUAGAGCGGUUAUUAAAACAUCCCCCACCCUAACAGAUGAUUUCAUUAGAUCCCUAUUUGCCAUCGAAACCAAUGGAUUGACAGCAUUUAUUUUCCAAUGGCAAGAGUAUCUACAUCAGGAGUCAGCAAAUCGUAUUAUGUGGUGGAUAUCACAAUGUUUGGAAUUAGAAAACCCUUCAUUUCAAAAGGUUUUUAGACAAAGUUUAACCAAAGUAUUAUGUACCAAAUUCGACAAAGAUUCAACUACUAACCUUGCAAACGAAUUUGACUUUCGUGGUAUUAAAAUAGGUUUAUCAAAGGAUCAUUUUAGAUAUAGUGAACUGUCAAUAUUGAAUGAGGAAAAUUCAAUUCCGCAGAUUAGCCAUAAAAUAUUAGAUUUCACAUCUUUAAAUGAUAUUAAUGACUAUCACAUUCCUCCGAACAGGUGUAGCUCAACAAUAGAAGUCGAUCCCGUUCCAUAUUCUGGGCUUAGACUGCAAUAUAUUUUGUACUUUGAUAAUAGAUUUUGGAAAGCAUUAAGGAAAAACGUGCAAAGCAUUAUAAUUCCCAUUGUAUCCUCAGAUGCUGACUACAAGAAGCUAUUUUCUGAUGAAUUUUUACAAAUUUUCAGCCAUAUGCUUAGAUCUGUUGCAUAUAAUGACAGAGAACCCCAUUUAACUAUAAUAAAGGAGUUAAUCGUUCAAUUAUUAACUGUUCCAACUAAUGUUGAAUCAUUGAUGAAUAACAAGCACAUGUUUGAGGAAAUUAUGUGGUCAAUCAUUGACUUUUUUUGUAAAUUUGCUAAGGUAGAUAAUGGCCAAUUAGUCUGGCAAAGAGUACAAAUUUCGAAUAUAACUAAAAGUUAUAAUUUUUUAUUCAAGCAGUCAUUAUACUUCAUAGAAAUUGUAUUAGGAAAAGUCAUGGAUUACAGAAAGUUACUAGAACCAAAUAACUUCAUUACACUUUUAAAUUUUUUGAAGUUAUUCAAUGGUGCAUGGAAGAUUAAUAGAAAGGAAGGUGAACACGUCUUACACGAAGAUCAAUACUUUAUUCCAUAUUUGGAAUAUACAACCUACAUUUAUAAUAUUAUUGAAAAUUUUGAUGUUAUACUGAGAAAGAAUAUAGAGUCAGCUAGAAAUGAUCCGAUGUUGCACGGAGCAAUCAAAAUUUUAUUGAACUACUUAAUUUCUGCUAAUUCAACUAAUGCGACCUUCAAAAAAUUGGACUCAUUUGGAAAUAGAUCGGUUAUCAAAUUUGAUGUUUCUAAAGAAAGAACAACCUACAUGAAUCCGGUAAGCACUCUAUUUUCGAUUUUAGUAGAUAAAAUUUCGAUUGACGACUUUGUCAGAUUAGUCUCAGAAGUUCCUGAAAAAGACAAAUUUAUUUUUUCUGCUGAUGUUGAAAUGAGAACGUUAGUUUUAUGUUCACAAGUGGAAUGUGGCUUUUGGAUCAGAAAUGGUAUGUCCGUGUUACACCAACUAUCAUACUACAAAAAUAACCAAGAACUAGAUUCUUACGGCAGAGAUCUUCAUGUUGUUCAACUAGGUGCAAUCAAUUCUUGCUCAAAUAAAGAAGAAGGCAUGACCGAAGAGCUAGAAACAUUUACUUACAAUAUGCUAGAUAGAUGGGGAUUAAUAGAAUGUUUAAAUAAACCAUACAAUUCUGAGAAAACCAUUUAUGAAGAUAAGUUAUAUCCAAUGAUCCAACAGUUUAUCGUAUUUUGCUACCAUAUGUUAACUACAAGAAUAUUUUUUGAAGAGUUUCAAGAUGCUGAGGAGAAUAGAAUUGAACAACUCCAAACAAUGAUAAUUUACAAAUUAUUUUCUAAGCCUUUGUCAUAUUCUAAGUUACUAAAAUCAAUUCCAAAUUAUUUAAUAGAAAAUAAUAAUAAUCAAGAUUUUGAUAUUUCUUUGGAGAAAUUAUCCAUUUUUGAGGAGCCAAAAGGUUUGUCUGACAAUGGUGUUUAUAAAUUAAAAAAACAAAAUUAUUCUUUAAUAGAUCCUUUGAAUAUGUUUAAUAUGGGCAAUGAUUUUGAAUCAAGUGUUAACAUCAUCAAAUCAAAACUAGCAGGCAAAGUAAGAAAACCAGAAGAAAUAAUUAUCGAGCCAUAUUUUAACGAAAAAGUUAGAGAUGAAAGAAUUGGGAGGUUCUUGAGGACUACUAUCUUUGUCAAUUUAAUCGAAAAUUUACUAGAGGAAGUAAUCUUAAGCAAUAAUGCAACAUACUUAUAUGAAUUAUUACAUUUAUUACAUGCUAUUUUUAAAGAUUAUAGACUAUGCAAUAACUAUUCAAACAAAAUUCCUCCAGAAUACAAGAGCGAAUCAAUUAUUUCUAGUCUAAUAGCUGUAUUAAAAGACAGUUCUAAUAAACAAUUUUCUGGGAACAUAAUUGCUAAAGCAAACUGGGUUCUUGAAUCAAUCAUACAAGAUAACCAAAAGAAAUUUUAUGAAAAGUUAUCAAAACUAUAUGGUAGUGAGUUUUCGGAAAAUUUCAGACUAAAGAGAUCAAAUGAAGAUAACGCUAGAGCAGAAGUAGAAAGUGAGAUAGACAAGAAGAGGAGACUAGCAAAGAAGCGCCAAAAGAAACUUAUGGCAAGAUUUGAUAACCAACAAGCGAAAUUUAUGGAAGAGCAUAAGAAUUCUUUUGAGAAGCCAUUACAUGAUUCUGCGCAAUCUUACAUGAAUUGCUCUGGGGAUAAAGGAAAAGAAGUAACUGCAAUUGAAGACUCUACCUGUGUAUUAUGUCAAGAUGACGUAGACAAUGAAGUAUUUAUUAUACCUGCAUAUCAUGAUUAUUCACCAAUAUUUAGAGGAAGUUCUAAGGUCGAUUUGUAUGACGUUAAAUACGAAUGGGAUGGGUUUAAAAACGAUUCAGAUAAUUUGACAUAUUAUGACGAUGCCACAAUAAAAAAUAUUAUAAACAGUAGUUCUAGUGGUAGUAAAAAAGUGUUCACAUCAUGUAAUCAUGCAAUUCAUAGUAACUGUUUUAGAAGAUUUAUUCAAAAGAAAAGAUUGUCAGUUCACGGAUUCAUUUGUCCUCUUUGUCAAACUUAUUCAAACUGUAUCAUUCCUGUUGUUCCAUCUUCUAAUUACAAACUAAACUUAUCUCUUAAAUCUAUUAUUGAUAACUCAUUAACAGUAAAUGAGUUUUCAGAGUUAUUUAGUUCUGGUAAGUUCGAUAGCGUCGUUGAUAAAUCUAAUCCAUUGUCAACUGUGUUAAAUUUUUCCAUAUAUCAUGCAAACUCCUUUGAUAUAGAUAUACACAAAAUAAUUGAUGGCAAAAAAGAGAACGUGACUUUAAUAUUAAGCAUGCACUGGGCAAAUACUAUAUCGAUGUUAGAAAUUGCCUCUCGUACUGAUGAAAAUCCUCAAAUAUCUUUCCUAAUUACCAGAGAACAGAAAUAUAAAACAUUGAAAAAUAUUUUGUGCUUCAUAAUGUUGAUUUAUAAAGUUUAUGGCCAACCUGAUUUGAAUUUCAAACCAUAUGAUUUCAAAGGUAAAAAUCGAAUUGAGAAUCAAUUAUUUCACUAUAUUGUUUAUAAUUUCUUAUAUUCUAAAAUGCCAUUGAGAAAAAUUGUUACUAAUGCCUUAUCAACUUAUCUGAGACAGUUAGUAAAGUUAUCAAUAGAUAAUAUCCAUGAGCUGAAAAAUGAAAAGAAAUUGGAUAUUCUACUAGAUUGCAAGGAAGUAUCUCCUAUCCAUGUCUCAUUAAAGAAAAGAAUUGAAAAAAUUGUCAUGGAUCAUAUAAUUAUUGACUACGACGAUAAAGUUUAUUGCUUAAUAUACAAAUAUCUUGUUAGAAGCAUAUUGCCAACUUUAAGACGUUGUUUAAUAAUUGUCAAAGUGUUUCAUGAUACUAUCAAAGUUUCUGAAAAUGAUACAUUUAUUGUUGACGAUAAACGUUUGGAAGAUUUAUUAGAUGUAGAUGACCUCUGCGAAUACGUUAAUCUAAUGAUUGAUUUAUUAACUGAUUAUGAAUCAUUGGAAUAUUUAUUGGAUGCAGAAUGUUCAACUCCUUCAGAUAUUUUGCUGAAGAAAAUACCAAUUGAAUCAAGCAAAAUUAUUAAAAUGGCAAAUUUGGUAAACAACCUUAACACGUAUAUCACUAACUCCAAAGAGUUAAGGUUACGUGAGGAGCAUUUUAUAUCUAAAUACAAGCUUGAAGAUAGACUUGAUUUUAAGAUUUGUUUAACUUGCGGUUCGAAAGUUCAUAUGAGAAGUGAUCAUCAUGAAAUGUCACACCAUUUACAAAGAGAGUGUUUUAAAAGUUAUGGUGCCUUUUUAGUUCCUAACAAUAAUGAGGUGUGUUUAUUUUUAGCAAAUCCACCUAGUGUAGUUUAUAUCUCUGCACCAUAUUUAAAUUCACAUGGUGAAUCCGGUAAAAAUGCUAUGAAGAGAGGUGACUUAACAACUUUAAGUACAAGAAGAUUUGAAUACUUGAAUACUCUUUGGGUUAACAAUGAAAUUCCUGGCUACAUUAGUAGAGCUAUGGGUGAUGAUUUCAGAUUGAAUAUUUUAAGUAAUGGGUUUUUAUUUGCAAUGAACCGAAUUCCACCCCAAUUCAGAAGACGUGACGAUGGAGACAGUGACUCAAGUGGAGAAGAAGAUUUAAAUUUUUCUGAUGAAGAAGAAGGUGGUCUGCGUGUUGAGGAUAUGACAAGAGUUGAGUUUGAGGAAGCAUUUGAGUUCUUUAACCCUACAGAGAAUGAUGGUUUAAAUGAUGAUGAUGUAGAAACUGGUAACAGGGAAAGACGUAGAGUACGUACUUUACCAUUUGCCAUUUUACAAGAACAAAUUCGUAGACUUGAUGGUAUGGGUGGUAAUGGAACACAAGUAUUCAAUUUAGCUGAUCUGUUAGAUGGUGCAAGAAAUCCAGUCACCGAAACAGCAACACCGCCAACUAACGCGCAGUUAGGAACACCUGUUGAAAACAUAAUCGAUUCGAUUAACCUAACCGAUGAAAACGAGACAAGAGAAGAGAACAAUACCAAUCCAAAUGAAGAAAAUAGUGACAGAGAAUGGGAAGAUGAUGACAUGACACAUUGGUAA
Molecule: messenger RNA, 6012 nt
Organism: Tetrapisispora phaffii CBS 4417
Lineage: Eukaryota; Fungi; Ascomycota; Saccharomycetes; Saccharomycetales; Saccharomycetaceae
Gene: UBR1
Product: E3 ubiquitin-protein ligase UBR1
Exons: 1
Coding region: 1-6012 (2003 amino acids)
Biological process (GO): ubiquitin-dependent protein catabolic process via the N-end rule pathway; protein ubiquitination
Cellular component (GO): ubiquitin ligase complex; cytoplasm
Molecular function (GO): zinc ion binding; ubiquitin protein ligase activity
Source: RefSeq, a predicted model, not a curated record